UUUUUUUGUAAGAUCCAGACGAGGCAGGUAUCAUUGCCCUCUCAACCGAUACAAUUAUCCAAGACGUUAAGUAACUUCAUUUUUUUUUUUUUUUUUUUUUUUUUGCGCCAAUACCCUAAAAAUCCUACGUAACACGAUGAAUUUUUAAGCAUGGAUACAUUUGUCCCCAUUUAAAACUACGCAAAACGCAUAAAAAAAAAAAAAAACAUGUUUGUGACUACACUGAGCUUAGCUCGUAUCUAAAGAGAGAAAGUUUUCAAUAAUAAAGCUAAAGGCAAGGUCAACGAGGCAGAGACGCUACUAGCAGAAAAUUGUUGUUAAUGCCUGCGAUAUAAAAGCUUUCACUCUGGUAAUGGACUCUAUAUAACUCAGUGAAAACAGCUUAAAAACAAACAGUGGCGUAAAACGCUUUCUAACGACGGCUAGCGUCGAAAUAACUCAUGUUGUCAUUAGCUACCGAGCUACGUUAGCGAUUACGUUCAACCUAUUAUAGGCUAAUUACGGUGGAUUUAAACAUAGCAACUGUCAAAGCGAUGUUUUCAAACGAUAUGUGUCAGAAAAUAUCCCAUUUCGGCUGCACACCGGACUCAGCUUGCUACCUAAACUAGCCAAGGUAUGCGGUGGGUCGUAAAGGCCUUGGCGUGUAGGUUCAAAUGACACCAGAUAUGAUGGCGGAGGGGGCGGAUUGCUGCGAAUUUAACUCCCCGGCCUGCUCCGCCAAGGCGCCGACGACCACCUUCCACUACCAUACCGAUUAUGUGGAAGAGCUGCAGGAACAAGCUUGAAAUUGUUAUCACUGAGACAAGCACACCAUACUUGACAAAGUGGGAUGGGCAGAAUAUGCCCAGGGUGUACACCCUCUCUUCCAUUGACUGCUGGAGAUAUGCCUGGUCCUGUUACCCUGCAAGGACCAAGCAGCUGGUGUCUGAAGGUGAGAGCAGUAACAUGAAGGUGCUUCCUAUGAUCAAAGACAUAUCUCCUCUCCUUGAGGACAGCCAGACUGUUUUGGAAGACUACAUAGAUGCUGUAGAAUACAGACGUGGCACACUGAAUCCUGACCAGCACCAAGCAGAUCCAGAUGACAAAUCCUCUACCUACACCCUUACCAACGUUGUUCCACUGAUCACAGAUUUCCUGGAGACCUGCUGGAAUCCUUACUUGGAUACCAUCCGCCGACGUCUAAACAACUUCUGCCAUGGUAAAUCUUACAUCGUGACUGGAGUAACUGUUUCAGGGGCCACCGUUAAACGUGACAACAAGGACCGUCUUUCAAUACCAAAACACGUAUGGAUGGGAUACUGCUGCCCAAAAUUUGACCGUAACUCACCCUAUGAGGUGAGAUUCAUGUUCCCUAGUUAUGGGGGCUAUGCCCUGAAUGAGCAGACUGGCAACAAUGUGGUGGAGGUGCCAUUAAAGAAACUGGAGACGUUCCUGAGGAGCCACACAGAGGCUGACAUUGACAUGACUAUUUUCUAUAAGGGCUGUGUGUCAGAAAACGGCAUCAAAAAGAGAAGAGACCUGCCCAGUGUUGACCUGCAACCUGUAUAAAUGGAACUGUUUCUAAUAAACAUAAACCACUACAGUGUUAAAUUAUAGCUCCAUAUGCUUUGGUUAAAAUUGUUUUCAUGGAUAUUAGAAAGAGAUGGCUGAUCAAAAACUACAUUCUCUCCCAACCUGGCCUUAUAGAGACUGUUUAGAUUGUGUCUCUCUGCUGGAUGCUGAGUUCAUAUACAACAUGAUGGCAGACUGGCAGGCAAAUAUAAAAUAUUUUACUGAGUUACAUUUUUUUGUCCAGUGCUUUGUAUGUAAUGACCCCUUACAGAAAAAUAAGAGUUUAAACUAUUAACAAAAAAAUCUAUGUUCCCAAGCUGGAACUGUGCAGCUAGGGAUGGCGGUGUGGCUGGGUCGGUGGGGCUUGGUGACCUGCGUCCCGCUUUGUGCCUCUGGCCUGGGGGCUACUGCUCCUGUGCCUUGCUGGUGACCUACUUCUGUGCUGGGCGUAUGGCUGACCUGGGGUGAUGCUUUAUGUCUGGCUGCCUCGGACUGCUGGGGCCUUCCAGAGCCGGGUCUACUUGUCUAUUUGUCAAAAGCAUCAGCAAAAUCAUCUUGUAUUUUUCAAGCAUUGAAUAAAAAUCUGUCAGUUUUUUUCUGUUUAUUGUGUAGCCUCCAUAUUACAUUGUGCGUGUGUAUUAAAGUAGCGCUUUUUUGGAAGUUAUUUUGGAUUUUAAAAUGGCCUGACAAUGAGAGAACAGAAA
This is a messenger RNA of Girardinichthys multiradiatus, 2255 nucleotides long. Its product is annotated as endonuclease domain-containing 1 protein-like. NCBI's taxonomy places the organism in Eukaryota, Metazoa, Chordata, Actinopteri, Cyprinodontiformes, Goodeidae. The transcript has 4 exons. Gene Ontology annotation, molecular function: nucleic acid binding; hydrolase activity; metal ion binding. The record is from RefSeq and is a predicted model, not a curated record. Bases 757 to 1548 code for a protein of 263 amino acids.